AUGGCAGCUGCGUCCCUUGGACAGGCGAAGUGCUCUAGCAGUGGCAAAGCCGGCAAGGGCAAGGGCAAGGGCGGCAAGGGCAAGGGCAAGCGCAAAGGCAAAACCGGCGACAAAGGGGCCCCUUGCAAGAGACCUCGCGGACCAGUGCCCACACGCUCGCUGCUUAUCACGAGCCACACGCCGAGCCAAUGCAGCAAGGCAACACGAGAAGCGAUCCGGUUGGUGGAGGCAGCUUCAGAGUCACUUCGACAAGUGCCUGAAGCCAAAGAGGAUACCCCAGCUGCGAGAUCAGCAGGCGAGUCCCUGGAAGCAGAACUUCAGGCCUUGAGGGGAGACGGCUCUGUGAAGCCACAGAAGAAACCUCUCCACUUCUACUGCGAGGUCAGUCGUGGUGUGGCGCUCUUGUCCUACCCUGGAGAAGAGGCUUCAGAAUCGAUACCUCACGACCGUGCUCGGUGCAAUGACUGCAUUCAUGGAUCAUAUUUGUACGUGCAGCAGGAUUUGAAUGCUCCUUCUCCGUCCGUGCUGGUGCAGCGUGUUUUCGCUCAGCAGCGCGAUGGUGGGCACGAUGCGCAGGCGUGGGCAGCUAGAGUUGAGCACGCCGCACAAGUCUUCGGCAAUUCUGCAUGCAUCGGUGAGGCAGCGCGAUUUGUGUGUCGCAUGGCUCCGCUGGAUUAUGUCUGUGCACCUCAUUUGAAGAACUUCCAGGCAGCUGCGGCCGCGGUCCUUCCCGGGGCUUUUGCCAAAGCCAGGGAUGGCGCGGGCUGGUACUUUGCUUUCCACAGCCGCGCGAUGGGCACCAUCAAGCGCGAUGAAGCGAUGAGUGUGUCCUCGACCCGGUUAAAGCAAGUGUUGGGCCCCUUGCCGGUGGAGCUCUCCGUGUCCGAUGCAGAGUACAUGGUUGUGAUCGAGGUCAACCCCGUCCUUUGUGGUUUCUCCGUUCUGCAAGAUUAUGAAGAUCUCCUCCAUGAGUGCAAUUUGCAGAAAGCUUGCGAAGUCUACGAGAACAAGGCCUGUGACUGCGACUUCGAGAGUGAGGAUGAGCCAGAGGACGAAGACGAAGACGGCGAAGACGGCGAGGAUGACGAAGAUGAGGACGAGAAAGAUGGUACUCCUACCGAAGUUGACACAGCCGAGGCCCAGGUGCACAGAGCCAGGACGAAGGAUGGCAAAGAGCUUGCCAUCAAGAUCCAGCGAGACAAGCUGAAGGAGAUGUACGAUCUUGAUUUGGCACAGUUUGACAAGAUUGCUGUCAUGCUGGACAAGUACAAGAUCGGAGUGGAGGGCGCUUCGCAGGUGUGGGUCGACAUGUUCGAGGAUGCCAAGGUCAUUCUUUAUCGAGAGAUCGACUACCUGGCAGAGGCUGAAAACACGAGACGGUGGACUGAGAAUUUCAAGAAGGUCAAGUGGGUGACGAGCCCCGAAGUUGUGGAUGAGUUCACCACCUCCAAAGUUCUGGCGCUCACCUUCAUCGCCGGUACAAAGAUCUCGGACCUGAAGAAGCUCGAGAGUCAGGGCUUCGACAGGACGCUGCUGGCCAAGAAUCUCGCGCAGGCAUACCUCCUCCAGUUCUGCAAGUUCGGUUUCUUCAACACGGACCCCCAUCCUGGCAACUUGGCCGUGGAUGACCAAUAUCCGGGAGGUCGGCUGAUCUUCUACGAUUUCGGCCAGGCCUGCGAGCUCACCGACAGUCAAGCAGAUGGCAUCCUACAGGUGAUCCAGUCCAUCGUGGACUUUGAGGCCAAAGACUGCGUGAAGGCCAUGGACAGCUUGGGCUGCCUCAAGGAAGGGACCGACUUCAAGGCCGUUGAAGGUGUCGUCCAGAAAAACUUUGAGACGGGCAAGGUGAAGAGCAAGCGGAGCAAGCGAAAGCGCGAGCUCACAGAGGAGGAGCAGCAGAAGAAAGCACCAAAGCAGUCGGAGGUGAUGAAGUACUUCCAGCUGCCUCCUGCGCUGGCUUUCGUGUCUCGGGCCAUCACUCAGAUGCAGGGCGUCGGUGUGAUGCUGGACGAGGAUUACGAGUUCAUCGACUUCGUAGCCGAUAAGGUGCCAGAGCUUCAGGUCGAGCGGGGCGCUGGCAUCAGCUACAUUGCCGGGCAGCUCUUCAAGAACUGGGUGAGAGCAUGA
Symbiodinium sp. CCMP2592 is the source of this 2127-nucleotide messenger RNA. Lineage: Eukaryota; Dinophyceae; Suessiales; Symbiodiniaceae. The record is from the annotation of a GenBank genome assembly.